CAUAUAUAUAUAUAUUGAUAUAUAUAGUAGUUGUGUUGUAUCAUUGAUUAAUAUGGUGUACAAAAGGCCAUUGAAGUGUUUGAGGAUAGUGAUGGCUAAUUUGGUGACAGUGUUUGUUGUGAUGGGAAUUAUAGUGAGUGGUUUCAGAAUUGGAGCAGAUGGUUUGAACAUGAAUUACUAUUUGUUUAGUUGCCCUUUUGUUGAAUCUAUUGUUAAGGACAUUGUCAAUAGGGCAUUGGAAGAUGAUCCUUCACUUGCUGCUCCUCUUCUUAGAAUGCACUUCCAUGAUUGUUUCAUUCAGGGAUGUGAUGGAUCAAUUUUGAUUGAUUCCACAAAGGGUAACAAAGCAGAAAAGGAUUCACCAGCAAAUUUGAGUUUGAGAGGCUAUGAAAUCAUAGAUGACAUCAAAGAAGAGCUUGAAAGACAAUGUCCUGGAGUAGUUUCAUGUGCUGAUAUUCUUGCUUUAGCUGCUAGAGAUGCAGUUUUCUUUGCAGGGGGACCAGUUUAUGACAUACCAAAGGGAAGAAAAGAUGGAACAAGGUCCAAAAUUGAGGAUACCAUUAAUCUGCCAUCUCCCAACUUCAAUGCUUCUGAUCUCAUCAAGAUGUUUGCCCAACAUGGCUUUUCAGCACAAGAGAUGGUGGCUCUCUCUGGGGCUCACACAAUAGGAGUAGCUAGGUGUUCUUCUUUCAAGAACAGGCUAACAAAAGUGGAUCCAAAUUUGAACUCAGAAUUUGCAAAGACACUGUCCAGAACAUGCAGUGCUAUGCCUUAUUUAAAACAAAUAUAUGAUCUAUUUCUGAAUAGUACAUUGUUCCACCAAGAUUGGUAUCGACUAUUUGGAUACUUGGCUUAUGUAGGUUAUGCCUCCUUAAAAAACCCCUAUGGACAAAACCCCUGGAGCUUGGGAAAAAAUCCAAUAGAGGAAAAAGAGUACAUCAACCAUGCAUAA
Messenger RNA from Arachis duranensis, 952 nucleotides. Its product is annotated as peroxidase 47. Gene Ontology annotation, biological process: response to oxidative stress; hydrogen peroxide catabolic process. The record is from RefSeq and is a predicted model, not a curated record. Gene Ontology annotation, cellular component: plant-type cell wall; plasmodesma. NCBI's taxonomy places the organism in Eukaryota, Viridiplantae, Streptophyta, Magnoliopsida, Fabales, Fabaceae. The coding region runs from base 53 to 952 and encodes 299 amino acids. The transcript is spliced from 5 exons. Gene Ontology annotation, molecular function: heme binding; peroxidase activity.